AUGGGUGUUCGCCCUAUCAUUCGCAGGGCCCGUGUGGUCUUUCGCCGUAUGUCGGCCGAUGAGAAUGACGACAUCUCGCUAGACCAGCCUGCAGACAAUUCGGAUUCUAAAGUUCGUCCUACUCGGAGUUAUACCAGUUCUGCGGCGUGCGGGGAGAUACCGGAUGGAAGUGCCCAGCAUGGUGUUCAAGAUGUGGAGGCUGUCACCAUGACUUGGUCGAAGAAGACCUUGAUCGCGGUUUUUAUCAACAUUUGGUUCUUAUACUUUGCAAAUGCGUUUCAGUCAACGGUUACAGCAACUCUCAACCCCUAUGUGACAAGUUCCUUCCAGAAACACUCGUUAUCGGCAGUCCCCACUGCGCUUGGCGAUGCGUUCGCUGCUGCUACAUACCUGCCUGUGGCUAAGAUGAUGGAUGUGUGGGGUCGUGCCGAAGGCUUCCUGCUGAUGGUCAUUUGCGCCACAAUUGGACUCACACUCAUGGCAACAUGCCACAGUUUUGAAAUUUAUUGUGCAGCCAAUGUCUUCUAUUAUGCUGGCUUUUACGGCAUGGAAUACGCGGUCGAUGUCGUGACAGCUGAUGUUUCGACUUUGCGGAAUCGUGCCUUCGCCUACGCUUUCACCUCCUCGCCAUACAUUAUCACUGCCUUUGCGGGUCCAAAGGUCGCGGAGCAGUUCUACUAUGACAUUUCCUGGAGGUGGGGCUUUGGUUGCUGGGCAAUCAUCAUGCCUGUCUUCGCAGCACCCCUAUAUGCCAUGCUGAAAUGGAAUCUCCACAAAGCGGAGGAAGAAGGGUACCGCAUCAAGAGGCCCAGUGGGCGCACAAUCUGGGAGAGCAUUUGUCAUUGGACUAUUGAGUUUGACGUCAUGGGCGUGUUCGUGUUCACAGCAGGUCUCGUGCUAUUUGAGCUCCCAUUCGACAUCGCUGAUUAUGCCCCCGAGGGUUGGGCUUCACCUUACAUUAUUGCAAUGCUGGUUGUUGGAUUUUGCACUCUAUUCUUCUUCGCAAUUUGGGAACGCUGGCUGGCUCCCGUCCCUCUUUUCGAAUGGCGCCUCCUCACAAAUCGGACGAUCAUCGGUGCCGUUCUACUGGAUGCGACCUACCAACUCUCAAAUUAUUGCUGGAGCUAUUAUUUUACGUCUUGGCUACAAGUGAACAAUGACCUCAGCAUCACCACCUCGAAUUACAUUGUGAACAUCUUCGACAUGGUCUCAGGUGUGCUUCUUCUUUUCACCGGUUGGCUGAUCCGCAGAGUUGGCCGUUUCAAGUGGACCCUAUACAUUGCCGUCCCACUUUACAUUCUUGCCCAAGGCUUGAUGAUUUACUUCCGUCGGCCAAACAUGAACGUCGGCUACCAAGUGAUGUGCCAAAUUUUCCUUGCCAUCAGUGGGUCGACCUUCAUUUUGGUUGAGCAACUGGCCAUUUUGGCAGCUGUCGAUCAUCAGCAUGUGGCUACCGCUCUUGCGCUAUUGAACGUUGUCGGCACUAUUGGUGACAGUGCGGGUCUCACCAUCAGCACCGUCAUAUGGCAGAAUACCUACCUGAAGGCUCUGAGAGGCUACCUUCCCGAAUCGGCAUUGCCGGACUUGAAUAAAAUCUACGAAGACCUCGUCACACAACGGAGUUACCCUGUUGGAAGCCCCACCAGGGAGGCUAUUCAGAAUGCCUACGCUUAUUCCGAGCUUAGACUUCUUUCGGUCGGGUGUGGUAUCAUUGUCCUCGCGAUCCCCUGGACAAUGCUCAUGAGGGACAUUGAUUUGAGAAGAAAGCCUCAAGUUCGUGGCACGGUUUUCUGA
Molecule: messenger RNA, 1794 nt
Organism: Penicillium salamii
Lineage: Eukaryota; Fungi; Ascomycota; Eurotiomycetes; Eurotiales; Aspergillaceae
Source: the annotation of a GenBank genome assembly